UAAACCAAAGAUGAACUGAAAGUGACUUUGUUGCAGGUUUGAUGAUAUUUUAGAGGGUAGCAGGAAUGGCCACUGCUAGUCCAAAGCAUGAGAAGAUGCACAAGAAUCUAAGUACACAGCUAGCUGUUGCAGUAAGAAGUAUCCAAUGGAGCUAUGGGAUUUUCUGGGCACCUUCAACCACUGAAGAAAGUAGAGUACUGGAAUGGAGGGAUGGAUACUAUAAUGGGGACAUUAAGACAAGGAAGACAGUUCAAACCAUGGAAAUGAAAGCUGAUAAGAUAGGCUUGCAGAGGAGUGAGCAACUGAAAGAGCUAUACAAGUUUCUUCAUGAAGGUGAAGCUGACCCUCAUACUAAAAGACCUUCUGAUGCAUUAUCUCCAGAGGAUCUCUCAGACUCAGAGUGGUAUUACUUGAUUUGCAUGUCCUUUGUAUUCAGUCCCAACCAAAGUUUGCCUGGAAGAGCACUAGAAAUUGGUGAAACAAUCUGGUUAUGUAAUGCUCAAUAUGCAGAUAGUAAAGUUUUCUCUCGUUCUUUGCUAGCAAAGAGUGCAUCAAUUCAGACUGUGGUGUGUUUUCCAUACCUGGGAGGCGUUAUUGAGAUAGGCACAACUGAACUGGUGUCGGAGGAUCCUAAUCUCAUUCAACAUGUCAAGGCUUGUCUCUUAGAAAUCUCAAAGCCUAUUUGCUCUGAUAAAUCUUCCUCAUCCCUUUAUAAACCAGAUGAUGACGAAUAUCCAACAUGCACCAAGGUUGACCAUGGGAUGUUAGAUAAAAUGGCUUUGGAUAAUUCAUGUUCUCAUGCAGAAGAAAUCAAAUUUGAACAAGAUCCUGUGAAGGAAUUACAAGAUGAUAACAAUGAAGAUUUUAACAUGGAUUCUCCGGGUGGAUGUUCUAAUGGUUGUGAGCACCAUUGCCAUAUGGAUGAAUCCAUGAUUGAUGGCAUCAAUAGUGGGCCUUCUCAAGUUCAUAUUUUGAAGGAUGCCUUAGUCAAAAUAGCCCCAGAUUCUCUGAGUUCUUGUAAUUGUAUGUCUGAAGCUUCUAAGGAUGCAAGCCAAAUUCAACUAAGGGAACUUCAAGACUGCAAUCAAUCAAAAAGGAGCUCCUUUGAUAUUGGAGCUGAUGAAGACUUGUACUAUACAAGAACUCUUUGUGCUAUUUUGGGAAAUUCAUCAACAUUUAAACAAAACUCAUGUGCUAAUAACUCAAAUUGCAAAUCCAGUUUUGUGAAAUGGAAGAAAGGAGGGAUUUCUGAAAGGAAGAGGCCACGGUUGAACCAAAGCAUGUUAAAGAAGACUUUGUUUAAUGUCCCUUUUAUGCACAGAAGUUGCUCUUAUCUCAAGCCACAAAAAGAAAAUGACAGAAUAGAAUGGACUAGUAAAUUGGAAAAUGAAGAUAAUUUCAUUGGAAACGGCUUCUCUGAUAUAAAAAGAGAAACUAAAAACUUUCAGGUCCUCAAAUCUGUAAUUCCUUCUUCUAUAAGUCAGGUGGAGAAGAUUUCAAUCCUUGAGGACACAAUUAAAUACUUGAAAGAACUUGAAGCUAGAGUGGGAGAACUAGAAUCUUGCAUGGACAUUGCACAUUCUGAAUCAACAACCAGAAGAAAAUGCCCAGAUGUGUUAGAGCAGAUAUCAGAUAACUAUGGUCCCAGAAAGAUUUACAUGGGCAUGAAACCUUGGAUAAACAAGAGGAAGGCUUGUGAUAUUGAAGAGAUAAACACAGAGGUAGAUAGAAUUGUUUCUGAAGAAGAUAAGCCAUCGGAUGUGAAAGUCAACAUGAAGCAGCAAGAGGUUCAGAUUGAGAUGAAAUGUCCUUACAGGGAAUACAUAUUGCAUGAUAUCAUGGAUGCCAUAAACAAUCUGCAUUUAGAUGCCCACACAGUUGAAUCGUCAACAACUGAUGGUGUUCUCACAUUGACACUUAAAUCUAAGUUUCGAGGAGCAGCAACUGCAUCAAUGGGGAUGAUAAAAAAAGCACUAUUGAAAGUAUCUGGAAAUAUUUGACUUGCCUAUUUGGAUUUCUCAUGGAAGUAGCAAAUACUUCUGAUUAAGUAACUUCAACCUUGUAAUUCCAGAACAUUGUUGUGUGAACAUUGAUUUUGGCUAUUGUGCUUAACUGCUGAUUUGUUAGCGUUAUAAGGGACCCCUUCUGCAAUAUAAUUUAGGUCCUGUCGUGUUCAAAACACUUCAAUCGAUAUGUUAGUAUGCAUUUGUAUGAUUUUUGUUUGCUGUUACUGCCAGCAGUGUAGAACU
Messenger RNA from Gastrolobium bilobum, 2249 nucleotides. Its product is annotated as transcription factor EGL1. The transcript has 8 exons. The coding region runs from base 66 to 2000 and encodes 644 amino acids. NCBI's taxonomy places the organism in Eukaryota, Viridiplantae, Streptophyta, Magnoliopsida, Fabales, Fabaceae. Gene Ontology annotation, molecular function: protein dimerization activity. The record is from RefSeq and is a predicted model, not a curated record.